Messenger RNA from Amaranthus tricolor (Joseph's coat), 1933 nucleotides. Its product is annotated as cyclic dof factor 3. Gene Ontology annotation, biological process: regulation of DNA-templated transcription. The record is from RefSeq and is a predicted model, not a curated record. Gene Ontology annotation, molecular function: DNA binding; DNA-binding transcription factor activity. The transcript has 2 exons. The coding region runs from base 151 to 1482 and encodes 443 amino acids. Lineage: Eukaryota; Viridiplantae; Streptophyta; Magnoliopsida; Caryophyllales; Amaranthaceae.
GAAUGCCAAGUUGCAGCAUCUUUUCCUUCUUUCUUUUUUCUCUUUCUCUCUCUAAAUCCUCUCUUCAUAGUCAUACUACACAUCCAUUACUUACUUUAAGAGAGGAAUAAGGGUCUGUUUCUUUUUUUUUUUUUUUUUUGGGUAAAAAAAAUGAUGGAUCCAGCAUUUAAAUUGUUUGGGAAGACUAUACCAGUUGCUGGUGAUAAUGAUGAUGAAUCUCCUUGCUGUGAUUCUGAUGAUGGGUCUAAUUCUGAUCAACAAGAUGUUGAUGAUAAUAAGGAAGAACUUCCUGAUUUUCGGGAAUCAGCAGAAGAAACAAUGGAGAUUGAUCAACCUUCUGAUGAAGACUCCACAGAUCCACCAACAGUGUCUAAAACUGAUGACACCAAACAAGCACCUGAUUCUGAGAAGGAUUCUGAAGAAAAGGAAUCAAAUGAUCAGAAAAAUUCACAUCAAAAAACACUUAAGAAACCAGACAAAAUACUCCCAUGUCCUAGAUGCAAUAGCAUGGAUACUAAAUUCUGCUAUUACAAUAACUACAACAUCAACCAACCGCGGCAUUUCUGUAAGAGCUGCCAGAGGUACUGGACUGCAGGUGGUACUAUGAGGAAUGUUCCGGUAGGUGCAGGAAGGCGAAAGAACAAGAGUUCUGCAUCCCGAUACUGUCAUAUUACUGUGUCCGAGGCACUGCAAGCAGCUCGUCUUGAUGUUCCUAAUGGUGUUCAUCACCCGGGUUUGAAAACCAAUGGCACGGUUCUGACUUUUGGACCCGAUAACUCCUUUUGUGAAUUGAUUUCCCCUGUGCUGAAUGUUGGUGAUAAGAAAGUUUUGAAUGGCAGAAAUGGGUACCAAAAUAUUGAUCAGGUUGAUGAUAGAUCGAGUGGAUCGACUGUUACCACGACCUCAGUAGACGAUAAGGCAAAAGCCGGAGUACAAGGGCAAAUUAAGCAUAACAUGAAUGGGUUUAGUAAUCAAAUGCCCUGUUUUCAAUGGCCUUAUAUGUGGAACCCUGCAGUUCCUUUACCCCCAUUUUGCCCUUCAGCAUAUCCUGCUAUGCCUUUUUACCCUCCUCCUCCUCCUCCUCCAUAUUGGAAUGGCGCAAUUCCAUGGAACUAUCCUUGGGUGCCUCCGGUCUCUCCUAAUCCAAAAAGCCCGGUAUCCAAUCCAAACUCCCCGACUCUUGGGAAGCAUACGAGGGAUGGUGAAAUGCUUAACCAAAGCGAGAAUGAAAGGAGUUCGGGUACUCCAACUGUUCUAGUACCAAAGACAUUGAGGAUUGAUGACCCAGAUGAGGCUGCCAAGAGUUCUAUAUGGACUACACUUGGAAUCAAGAAGGGUGAUUCUUUAAGCAAAGGAGGUUUCUACAAUAGCUUAUCAUCCAAAAAGGGUGAGGAGAAAGUCCAUCAAAUGGAUGCUCCUCCUUCAUUGAAGGCUAACCCUGCGGCUUUAUGUAGGUCUAUGAACUUUCAAGAAAGUGCCUAAAACAUGUAUUUGGCACAUAAUCAAGUAUGAUAUAGUGGCUCGGAAAAUUUGCGUACGAGCCUAUAUAGAUAAAUUAGUACUCCUUCUGACCCUUAAUUUGCUACACUACACCAUAAACUACACCAUAAAGAUCUGACUCGAUCUGCAUAAUGUAGCAAAUUCAAAGCGACAAACCGACAGAGGAGGUGUCAUUAACUAGGGAUGAGGAAGCAUGAAGAUAUUUUCUUUUUAGGGUAGGGAAGGAGCAGAAUGUAUUUUAUGCAGAGUGUAUUUUAUUACCCCUUUUUUGCCUUAUCUUUUUUGUUUAAGAUUUUCUUGUUUGUUGAUCUUGUACAUAACCUUUUUUGGAAGUGUUUUGAGGUAUAAAUAGUGAUGGAGUGGCAGAUAAUUAGCUAGACUUAGCCCCCUUGUGACAUAUUCAAUCUAAUAAUGGAAAAUGCCUUCUCUUUUA